Molecule: messenger RNA, 735 nt
Organism: Darwinula stevensoni
Lineage: Eukaryota; Metazoa; Arthropoda; Ostracoda; Podocopida; Darwinulidae
Source: the annotation of a GenBank genome assembly
AUGGUCGUUGGAAGUAUACACACUUACACCAAGGUGAUCUUUACUGAAGUGACAUGCUUCAUCACCCAGACCAAGGUGAUGGUUAAAGAAGAAGAUGGUGGCCCUCCCCUAAAGGGACUGAAAUUUGUCAUUGACAAAGGAGUGACUGAAGCUAAGCAAAAGGAGGUAGAACUAAAAAAAUUUGGAGCAACAAUUGUGAAGAAAGUGGAUGCCACAGUAGCUGCUGUCAUCAGUACUCCAGAGGUACUCCAGAAGCAGAGUCGUCAGGUCAAACAUGCUGCUGAGAAUCAAGUUCAUGUAGUUGGUGUGGAAUUCCUUCAAGAACUGUCCAACAAUUCUGAAUCUCUUGCAAUACCCACUGUCUGUGACAUGAUCCAAAAGCAGUCCAUCUGUUCUUGGGGAUCUGAUCCAAGAGCUCGCAUAGAUGCAACAGGGAGGAAAUCAGCCAAGAAGAAAUCUUUUGGAAGCGCAAGCUCCAUGUUUACCAAGAGUGUCCCCAGUUCAAUGAAGAUGCGUGUGAAAGGAGGGGGAGUGGUUGAUCCUGAAUCAGAAUUGGAAGAUGUUGCUCAUGUGUUGAAGAAAGGAGGCACACUUUAUGCUGCUGUCCUGGGAAUGGUGGAUAUGACCCAAGGCACUAAUUCCUACUACAAACUGCAGAUCCUCAGGGCUGAUCAAGGACCACAGGGUCUCCAACGCAUGGAUACAUCAUUUUUACACACUGCAUCAGUGACCUAG